UACAAACCUACUAUAAACCAUAAUGGCGAAUCCAUUUUUGAUGGACGAUGACUUGGAUGGCGUUGACGCCGAUCCCACAGCGAACCCUUUCUUCACAAAAGUCGAUGCUGAAGAGGGUGAAGCAGAAACAGAGAAUCCUUUCUCGGGACAAUCGAAUCCAUUUGCAUUUGGCGAUGAACCUGAUGACGGUCCAGCACCAGCGUCGGAUAUUGAUCCAGCGAUGAGCUUCUUUGGCACAACUAUCGAAGCGGAGGAUGAUGCACUUAGCAUUAAGUCUACAGCUGAAGAAGAUGAUGAAACUUCUAAAAGAGGUCCACCACCAAGGCCAGUGCCACCACAAACACAAGAACUUAUUAAUACAGUUUCUAACCAAAUGGAGGAGACAAGUUCUGAGUUACUCGGUCGCAUACCAGCUACUCGUUCUCCUAGUCCUGUUUCAAUGCGUGACUUACAUUCACCCAGUCCUACACCAGAUUCUGGUUUGGCAGACUUGCUAGACGUAUCAGAUAGUGGUUCGUCUGGUAAUAUGCAUGGAUUCGAAAUGGAUCUAGUCGGUAGUGGUACUAACAAUAGUGCAGAUAACCCCUUCGGUGUGCCAACAGCCAUUCCUAGCUUACAUGGCGCAACACCUAUGCCAUCACCAGCAAAGCAACAACCUCCGCGACCACCACCACCACGUCCAGUACCACCAAGGCCGGCACCACCAAAUGGCAUACCAGCGCAACGCAAUCAACCACCUCCACGACCAACUCCCCCAGCUCCGGAGCCAGCUACUCAGCCCGCUGCUGAGGUGGCAGAUAGUGAAGAUCUAUUCGAUAUGUUUGGCACAACCAAACCAUCUAAACCACCACCACCAAAGAGCAAGGAAGACAUACUAAGUUUGUUUGAAAAGCCAGCACAACCAGUAUCCAAACCAGAUCUAUUAAGCGACGAUCUUGUACUUGAACCUUCACCAGAAAUGCCAGAUGACGAACAGAAUAAAGAAAUAGAAGAUCCUAUUUUCAGUUCUAUGCUAACUCGACCUGAUGAGAGCACACACGACAUUACAUCUCAACCACAGGCAGCAGAUUUAAACAUAUCGUUGAUAAAUAAUGUGGAAAGAAAAGAACUGGUAGUCGAUGACACAAAACCACGUGCACCAACUCCGGACAUUGAAAUAACGACUGUCGAAGAUCUUCCACGUUCUGACGAUGAAGAUGAGCCAGAGCCAGUAAAACCAGCACCACCGGUGGUCAUUGAAACCAAGCCAAGUCCCGACGAAGAUGAUGAAGAACUAGAAAAAGAUGAAAAAGAGGUUGUACCAGCGGCUGCAGAACCGGCAGCCUUUACAUCUGUCGAUUCCGAUCACAGUCCUCCUACGGAGUCAGGAGCAACCACGCAGGCUCUGCCAGAGUCAUCUUUAGAGGCUAUUACCGAACAGCAGAAUAGUGAGUUUGAGCAAAUGGAUACGGGUCUGGAUUUUGCACCGGCUAGUGCUGUUCCCAGUGGUGCUGCCUCUGCAAAUCCAUUUGCUAGUCCAGACGAAGAAGAAGAGACCUAUCCUCCGGCUUCUGCGGUGACGAAUAUAUUUGCAGUCGACGAUAUUGACCCUACACUGGUGACCAACAUCUUUACUACAGCGACAGACACCAUGACAACCUCUGCCGUGCCAGUUAAUAUUUUUGCACCGGAUCCUGAACCAGAAGCUAUCACAGUAAAUUCAUACGCAGCUAAUAACAUCUUUGCCAGCGAGCCAGAUGAAUUUGACGCUUUCUCGGCCAAAUUUGAUUCUGUUAAGAAGGAUAACGUGAGCAUACUGGAUGGCUUUGGUGGUUCGGGUGCUGUUACUCCCUCAGGCGGUGACGCUUGGGGUGACAGUGCAUUUGGUUCACCUGCUGCGACAACUAAUGUCUUUGGCGGGACCGAUGGCUUCGAGAAUGAGGAUGACGACUUCUACGCAAUGAAAGCACCAGUACGUGCCGAUUCGGUUGAGUCCGUAGACAAGGAAUUCAAUGUCGUAAUACGGCCUAAAGGUGAAAGCACACAGGGAAUUGCACCACAAUUGGCACCGCCGCCACCACCAGCUCGUAGUGCCGUCGGUCAAGUUUCCAGCGAUACAUCGCCUGUUGUCAAUCCCUUCGAAGACACUGGCUUCCCGGCACCGGCGGCGAUAAGUGAAGAAAACAAAGUAAAACGCACAGACUCACAGGAUACACCACAAACGCCGUUGUUCGACGAAGAUGUCUCGCAGCCGCUCGAAGAUUUCCCGCGUCUGAACUAUGUCGGCCCCGGCUGGGAAAUGCAAUUGCGUCAACCAAACAAAAAGAAGAUAACUGGCCAAAGAUUUUGGAAGAAAAUAUUUGUACGCCUAGUAAUACAGAACGAUGUACCCGUAGUGCAGUUGCUUAAUCAGGUCUCAGACAAACAGCCAUUCCAAGAAUUGCCGCUGCAGCCCUCAUACUCCGUCUCGGAGAUUGGAGCACAACAAUACGAUCAGUUUGGCAAAAUCUUUACCAUAAAACUACAAUAUAUCUUCUAUAAAGAGCGUCCCGGUGUGCGACCUGGUCAAGUAACCAAAGCCGAACGUAUUACCAAUAAGCUGACGAAAUUUGCACAAUAUGCCAUUGCGGGUGAUUACGAAGGUGUGAAAGAGUUCGGUAGUGACUUGAAGAAGCUGGGCUUACCGGUUGAACAUGCACCACAGUCGUCGCAAUUAUUUAAAAUUGGCUCAAUGAAUUACGAGGAUAUGAAGCAGUUCUCCAUCUGCAUCGAAGAGGCGCUCUUCCGAUUGCCCGCGUUGCGUGAACGUGCGCUCACAUAUAAAAUGGAGGAGGUACAAGUAACGGCGGUCGACGAAAUCGUUGUGGAACAAGAUUAUGAGGGCAAAAUUUUGAAGCAAAUAGCGCGUGUACGUCUUUUCUUUCUAGCUUUUCUAACGGGUAUGCCCUCAAUCGAGUUGGGCGUAAACGAUAUGUGGCGUCAAGGCAAAGAAGUGGUGGGUCGACAUGACAUCAUACCGGUGGCCACAGAAGAGUGGAUCCGUUUGGAAGCUGUAGAGUUUCACAGCGUGGUGAAUCAGGAGGAGUAUGAGAAGACGCGUACAAUUAAGUUCCAGCCACCGGAUGCGAAUUAUAUAGAGUUACUACGUUUCCGUGUGCGUCCACCCAAAAAUCGCGAACUUCCAUUACAACUGAAGGCCACAUGGUGUGUAACUGGUAAUAAGGUGGAGUUGCGUGCAGACAUACUGGUGCCGGGCUUUACAUCGCGCAAAUUGGGACAAAUACCAUGCGAAGACGUCUCGGUACGGUUUCCCAUACCGGAAUGUUGGAUCUACUUGUUCCGCGUAGAGAAACACUUCAGAUAUGGCUCCGUUAAGUCCGCUCAUAGACGAACCGGUAAAAUCAAAGGCAUUGAGCGCAUUCUCGGCGCUGUCGAUACGCUGCAAGAGUCACUUAUUGAAGUCACUUCUGGACAAGCGAAAUACGAACAUCAUCAUCGCGCUAUCGUCUGGCGCUGUCCACGUUUGCCAAAAGAGGGCCAAGGCGCUUAUACUACACAUCAGCUUGUUUGUCGUAUGGCGCUAACUUCCUACGAUCAGAUACCCAGCGAGCUGGCGCCCUACGCCUUCGUUGAGUUCACAAUGCCGGCGACACAGGUCUCGCAUACAACAGUGCGUUCGGUGAGCGUACAAGAUUCGGAUUCCGAUGAGCCGCCAGAGAAAUAUGUGCGCUAUUUGGCACGUCAUGAAUAUAAGGUUGGCAUCGAGACGACACACGGCGAGUCUACAAACGCAUAUUUGGCAGCUACGCGCCCGAUACGUGAGGAGCCAACGCCUAAACCUGUGGCAUCUCCUGUGCCACCAAGCGAUUCGGAUACCGAUUCGAAUUAAGCAUGAAUUUAAAAAAAUAUACAAAAUUACUCAAAAUACAAACAUACAUACACACAGUGAUGUAUAGCAAAACAAAUAAAACUGUACUAUUGUAGAAAGAAAUUAAGCAAAAAGCAUAAGUAAUGGUUAAAAAACGCUUACACACACAUCUAGAUACAUAACCAAGUUGAUUUUUAAAAGGUUAGUAAUGACAGCAGCAUUGCGUCGAGAACAAACGCAUAUGAAUUUGUGGUGUAUUUCUAUGGCCAAGGGUAAAUACAUAGAAAAACAUAGAAGAACACAGAGCAACAUAUGAAUACAUUUCUGCUGUGCUUCUAUAAUGUGGAUGAAUACAUAGAAAAACAUAGAAAAUCAUAUUAAUACAUAGAAAAUCAUAUGUAUUUAUCUCUAGUGAAAUUCGAUGAUUUUUUAUAAGUAUAUAGAAACACAUACAAAAACAUAGAAAAACGCACUUCUAUGAUGGUUUAUAAACGCAUAAAAAAACAUUGAAAAACCAUAGAAAAUCGUAUGUAUUUACAUAUAUUCCCUUAAUUUCUCUGAUGGUUUAUAAAUACAUGGAAGCACGUAGAAAAUAUAGAAAUAUGAAUUUGUUUCUAGUGCAUUUGUAUGAUGGUGGAUAAAAACAUAGAAAAACAUAGCAAACAAUAUGUAUUUAUUUUUAGUGCUUUUCUAUGAUGGUGAACAAAAACAUAGAAAAACAUAGAAUAUCAUAUGUAUUUAAGCAAGGCAUGUGUAACAUAGCUUCAAAUAGCAAAAACAAAAGCGGCGCUUAUGUUAAAAAAAAAGUAGCAAAAAAUACAAGUUACGAAAGCCUCUGAGUUCAUGCUGGCAGCAACGUUGUAGACCAACCACAUCGAAGCAAUAUAGUAUUAUAUGCUGCAUAUACUCGUAUUGCGCGUAGUUAAAGGAUAUUCAAAAGGAUAACAUUAUAUAACACAUACAUAUUUAAAUUAAAUUAUAGCAAACAGUUAUUUCGCUCAUAAUUCGAAAGGACACUGUAAUGCGCGUUAGUAAUGAAGUAUAUACAUAGUACAUAAUUCAUAUAUUAUAUAAUAUAUACUAAAGGCAUACACUCAUACAUGCAUACGUAUGUACAUACUUGGGUACUCAUACAUAUUAGCGGACAAUAAGAAUUUGAAGAGCACGCGUUUGUCGUUUCAGCGAAGCGUCUACACAUAAACACACACAUGCAACAUACGUAGAACUCUAUUAUUGCAUUAUGUAUGUAUGUACUUACUUAAUUAUGACUUAUGCAAAUAUCAGGUAUAUUUAUAUAACUUUUACGCUUUAAUUGUUACAACAAGUUAUGAUUACAAAGAUUACAAAAUAUAUAUAUGUGUAUAUGCAUCGUAUUCAAUUCUAUUAAUUUAUAGUUUUUCACUUUGAAAAUUAAUGAGUUUAUGCAAACGAAGCACUUGCACUAAUUAAUAUUGAAAUUAUAUAUAAGCGUGUAUUAACUUUAUU
Molecule: messenger RNA, 5332 nt
Organism: Bactrocera tryoni
Lineage: Eukaryota; Metazoa; Arthropoda; Insecta; Diptera; Tephritidae
Product: protein stoned-B
Exons: 7
Coding region: 23-3868 (1281 amino acids)
Biological process (GO): clathrin-dependent endocytosis; synaptic vesicle endocytosis; regulation of endocytosis
Cellular component (GO): AP-2 adaptor complex; synaptic vesicle
Molecular function (GO): clathrin-cargo adaptor activity
Source: RefSeq, a predicted model, not a curated record